Aspergillus nomiae NRRL 13137 is the source of this 1242-nucleotide messenger RNA. RefSeq names its product mannosyltransferase complex subunit MNN9. Gene Ontology annotation, molecular function: alpha-1,6-mannosyltransferase activity. Gene Ontology annotation, cellular component: mannan polymerase complex. Bases 1 to 933 code for a protein of 310 amino acids. Gene Ontology annotation, biological process: cell wall mannoprotein biosynthetic process; protein N-linked glycosylation. The transcript has 4 exons. NCBI's taxonomy places the organism in Eukaryota, Fungi, Ascomycota, Eurotiomycetes, Eurotiales, Aspergillaceae. The record is from RefSeq and is a predicted model, not a curated record.
AUGAUGGCCGUCGCACGCCCAAUGCGACGCACAAGUCCCAUCACCUUCUUCCUGGCAGCCUUCCUCGCCUUCGGAUUCCUCUUCUUCCUCCUCUCCCCGUCAUCCUCCGCCACCACCACCGCAGGAGACACCUCGCAGCAACGCCGCGAAGACGCCGCAGACCACCCUCUCUCGCCGCCCACCAAACCCUUCUUCAACGACUCCGCCGACAAAGGCGAACGAGUCCUCAUCCUCACCCCCUUAGCCCGCUUCUACCAAGAAUUCUGGGACAACCUCGCCCACCUCAACUACCCCCACGAACUCAUCUCCCUGGGCUUCAUCAUCCCCAACACAAAAGAAGGCUCCGCCGCCCUGUCCGCCCUGGAAACCGCCAUCAGUAAGACGCAGAACGGCCCCAUCCCGUCCCGCUUCGCCAGCAUCAGCAUCCUGCGCCAGGACUUCGAGCCCCCGCUGCAAUCCCAGGACGAAAAGGAGCGCCACAAGCUCGAGAACCAGAAGGCCCGCCGUGAGAGCAUGUCCCGCGCCCGCAACAGCCUCCUCUUCACCACCCUCGGCCCGUCAACCUCCUGGGUCCUCUGGCUCGACGCCGAUAUCAUCGAGACGCCGCCGACGCUCAUCCAGGACCUGACGGGCCAUAACUACCCAGUCAUUGUCCCGAACUGCUACCAACGGUACUACAACACCGACCACAAGCAGAUGGAGGUCCGGCCGUAUGACUUCAACUCCCCCAACCCGAGACGCGUGAUCGAGCUCGAUGGCGUCGGUGGCACGGCGUUGAUGGUCAAGGCUGAUGUGCAUCGUGACGGAGCCAUGUUUCCGGCUUUCCCCUUCUAUCACCUCGUUGAGACGGAGGGGUUCGCUAAGAUGGCUAAGAGAUUGGGGUAUCAGGUCUUUGGGCUGCCGGAUUAUUUUGUAUAUCACUACAAUGAGUGAAAGGCCUGUCAUGUUUUUUCCCAUUUAGAUUGUGUUUUGUUUUAUGUAUUGAUCGAUUGCAUCCGCGCGCUGUGCGCAGGUUCGGUUUUGCCCUGGUCGUGGGGUCUUGUUUUGCAUUUCCUUCUGUCUUACGAUGCUUCCUAAACUUGAUGGUCGGAUGGGCGUUGGUUUGUCUUGUAUCAUGUGGUUCUACGUAGAGUGGGACGGAGGUCCGUCUGGUCUGAGUCUAUGUCUUGCCAGGAACGGGGCUGGCGCUAUUGAGAUAUUAUUCUAGGUCCCAUUACAUACAUACACGCGAAAUCGUUUUCA